AUGUCCGAUUUAUGGGAUCCAGUUCCUGAACCUCCUACAGAGUUAGGUCGUCUUAAAGUGCUCUCAAGCACUGCAGGUGUCAAGGUCUCUCCGCUAGUCUUUGGUGCUAUGUCAAUUGGGGAUGCUUGGAAGGAUAUCAUGGGUUCCGUUGACAGGAAGCAGUCCUUUGCUUUGUUGGAUGCUUAUUACAAAGCAGGUGGCAAUUUUAUUGAUACAGCGAAUAACUACCAAGACGAACAGUCAGAAACGUGGUUAGGUGAAUGGAUGGAAGAAAGGAACAUUCGUGACCAAAUUGUGCUUGCUACCAAGUUCACCACUGACUACCGUGUUCACGCUCUCGGGAAAGGUAAGACUGCGAAUUUUGCAGGUAACAAUAGGCGCAGUUUGCAUGUGAGUGUGCGGGAUUCUUUGCGUAAGCUAAAGACAGAUUACAUCGAUAUUUUGUAUCUUCACUGGUGGGACCACAUGACUUCUAUUGAAGAGGUCAUGGAUAGUUUACAUAUCCUGGUACAGCAAGGGAAAGUUCUUUAUUUAGGGGUGUCUGACACUCCGGCAUGGGUUGUUUCUGCCGCAAAUUAUUACGCUGUCUCUCAUGGCAAAACGCCUUUCAGCGUCUACCAAGGAAGAUGGAACUUAUUGAUAAGAGAUAUGGAACGUGAAAUUCUUCCUAUGGCUAGACAUUUCGGCAUGGCGAUAGUUCCAUGGGAUGUUUUGGGUGGCGGAAGAUUCAAAACUAAAGGAACUAUCGAAGAACUGAAAAGAAGUGGUGGGCAUUUGCGCGCUUUCUUUGGUGCUGGCGAACAGACGGAAGAAGAAGCCAAAAUCUGUGACGCAUUGGAGAAAGUUGCAAAAGAGCACGGUAUAGAGUCGAUUACAUCUAUUGCUCUUGCUUAUAUUCGCUCUAAGACCAAAAACGUUUUUCCAUUGGUAGGUGGAAGAAAGGUUGAGCAUCUCGAGCAGAAUAUAGCCGCCUUGAAAAUAAAGUUAACUCCAGAACAGGUUGAAUACCUGGAAAGUGUUGUGUCUUUCGACCUGGGUUUCCCUUUGAGUUUUAUUGGCGAGGAUCCUAAGGUGACAAAGGUUCUUCCACCCUUCUCGGCUAUGUCAUUUGCUGCUAGUUUCGAUUGA
Messenger RNA from Zygotorulaspora mrakii, 1128 nucleotides. RefSeq lists its product as uncharacterized. The transcript has a single exon. Bases 1 to 1128 code for a protein of 375 amino acids. Lineage: Eukaryota; Fungi; Ascomycota; Saccharomycetes; Saccharomycetales; Saccharomycetaceae. The record is from RefSeq and is a predicted model, not a curated record.